This is a messenger RNA of Aureobasidium subglaciale EXF-2481, 2469 nucleotides long. RefSeq lists its product as uncharacterized. The record is from RefSeq and is a predicted model, not a curated record. Bases 1 to 2469 code for a protein of 822 amino acids. Gene Ontology annotation, cellular component: SWI/SNF complex; nuclear chromosome; nucleus. The transcript is spliced from 2 exons. NCBI's taxonomy places the organism in Eukaryota, Fungi, Ascomycota, Dothideomycetes, Dothideales, Saccotheciaceae. Gene Ontology annotation, biological process: chromatin remodeling; regulation of transcription by RNA polymerase II. Gene Ontology annotation, molecular function: transcription coregulator activity.
AUGCAAUCGCCGUCCUCCACUUCUGUCGCAUCACCUUUCCCAAAUAGCGGCCCGUCCUUCAACCUCGCCCAGCCCCCGCCUGGUCGCCGAAGUGCCGCUCCCCCCACCUCUGCCUCAACGGACCCUCCCCCGAAUCCACCCUCGGAUGCUGGCGAUGCCAUUCGUGACGGAAAACAGCGCGCCAAAGACAUCAUGGCCGCAUCAGGCAUCGACAUGACCUCGUCACCCUCACAAUCUUCGAACGGAGUCGCUAUGUCCAGGAAACGUUCGCGCUCCGGCUCGCGCAUUCUCGCGCGUCCUCAGUCGCCAAACAACCCGCCUCAUGACGAAGUCCUUCUCGAGCGCUAUAUCCAGCGCGACUCAUUAUAUGCCGCCGCCAUGAACGAUCAAGCCGAGAGAUCGCGCAAGCUUCUAAGGCUGAAAGAGCAGGAGAAAGAGUGGUACCUCCACGAAGGAAGACAGCAGAGGCAGCAGCAUCCCGGUGCCGUCUUUGGUUACGGAUAUGCUGGAUAUGGCAAUGGUCGAACCGAUGAUCGAACCAGAUUAGAGUAUCCAGCUCAGCGCCGAAGAGCCGGUAACAGGAGAACGCGCGAAUUACGCGUUGCCAGAAAGGAAGCUGGACAGCAAGCUGAAUAUCUUGAGGAGCUCGUGCCCGUACGACUCGACCUCGAGCUGGAGAAGUUGAGACUACGCGACACCUUCACCUGGAAUCUUAAUGACCGCUUGGUCUCUCCACAACUUUUCGCUGAGAAUCUCAUCGAGGAUCUAAAGAUGCCCCCGGAACAUAGUCAGUUGCUGGCCCGUCAAGUUCAUCAGGAACUGCUUGACCAACUGAACAACUACUAUCCCCACGUCUAUCCUGCCGGCCAGCCUGCAGAGCCAGAUGUGGCAUACAGCGCGCAUAAGAAUGACGAUAUGCGUAUUACUGUCAAGCUCAACAUCACUAUUGGACACAUCACAUUGGUGGAUCAGUUUGAGUGGGACAUCAACAACCCUCUCAACUCGCCUGAAGAGUUCGCCAGACAAAUGUCUCUUGACUUGUCACUCUCCGGUGAAUUCACCACAGCCAUCGCCCACUCGAUUCGCGAACAAUGCCAGCUCUACUCCAAGAGUUUGUUUGUUACCAACUACGAGUUCGAUGGACGACCGAUAGAGGAUCCUGACGUUCGUGAGAAUAUGCUUCCUUCGCCUGUGCCCAACGUUUUCAGACAGCAACAGAGUCAGAAAGACUGGACGCCUUACAUGUACGAGCUCACGGAGAUCGAGCUUGAGAAGACUGAGUUGUCAAUGCUGCGUGAGCAAAGAGCUCAGAAGCGUCAACUCAACAGACGUGGCGGACCCGCUCUGCCAGACCUCAAGGAACGUCAGAGAACUGUUCGCUCUUUGGUCGUGUCGACCGUCAUCCCCGGUGCUGCAGAAACCAUGGAGGCAAGUGGUAUCUUCAAGAUCCGCCGUACUGCAACAGGCAGAGGACGUAGACCUGGUACUCGUAUCAACGACGGAAGCGAUUCCGAUGACUUGGAAGAAGAGGAAUCUGGAGCAGAGUCACCCGCACCAACUCAACUUCCCAGUGGCACAACGAGAACCAGAGGUAUGAGAGGUGCCGCUAGUGCUGCGCAGAUCGCCAUGCGCCAGACCUACGGCAGAUCCGCUACUCCUGAUAUUGCCAUGCUCUCACAGCCAGAGUCCACCAGACCUUCAAGGCGCGUCCAGGAGACGACGGCCCGCGAGGACACUGCAGAACCAACGUCUAUGAUUGUCAAGCUCCGCAUCAACCCUGACAGAUUCAAGCAGUUCUUGGCCAAGAGGAAGUUUGGUCGCAGUGCCGCUCCACCUCUCUCAGGCUUCCCUACAUCCUUCACCAUGCCGCCUGCACGCUCAAAUCCCACACCAGCCAAGCAAGCGGCUGGCCCAUCGACACCUGCAAUGCAGAACCGCGCGCUAUCCGCAGCUUCCGUCACGCCAGCCCGCCAGCCUUUACCACAAGCGCCGACACCAACAACCAAGCUCCCAGCACCGACGCCCACGAAAAUCACAAAAGACGUCGAGUAUGACUCGCAAGGUCGUGUCGAAGCCGCCACCACUCCCAUGCCAGAUGGUGCCACGCCCGACAUCCCCCCCUGGCUCGAAACUGCCCUCGUUGAAAUGCACCGUCUAUACCCAACUUCGCGCUUCUCAGGCCUCAUGCGCUUCUCCGCCAUCGACGCUAACACCGACAACCCCGUUCGCAUCGACCACACUUCUCUCCCCGCUGGCUCACCCCCACCUGCAAACUUCACCAACCCCUCGACUGGCGAAAAGCAAAUCGUCAAGUGGAUGUGGCAACCCCGUAUUCGCUGUGACGACUGCCCUGGUAAAUUGUAUACAGCAGUCAAAGAGGACACGAUUGGCAAGUUUGAGAUUCAUCUUAAGAAUCGUAAACACAAGGCGCAGGUUGAUGCUAGAAUUGCUAGGGAAGAAGCUUCUUAG